Quercus robur (English oak) is the source of this 2130-nucleotide messenger RNA. Its product is annotated as E3 ubiquitin-protein ligase RSL1-like. Gene Ontology annotation, molecular function: RNA-DNA hybrid ribonuclease activity; ubiquitin protein ligase activity; nucleic acid binding. Gene Ontology annotation, biological process: ubiquitin-dependent protein catabolic process; protein polyubiquitination; positive regulation of proteasomal ubiquitin-dependent protein catabolic process. The coding region runs from base 121 to 1824 and encodes 567 amino acids. Gene Ontology annotation, cellular component: ubiquitin ligase complex; cytoplasm. NCBI's taxonomy places the organism in Eukaryota, Viridiplantae, Streptophyta, Magnoliopsida, Fagales, Fagaceae. The transcript has 3 exons. The record is from RefSeq and is a predicted model, not a curated record.
CGGUAUAAAAAAUUAGUAAAGAUAAAGAAGCGUGUGGAAAAAGACGAUUUGACCCUUACUUUCCAAACAAAGAAAGACAGGGCUUGCUUGCUCAUUCGGUCCAUUUCUAAAAAAUUGUCAAUGUCGAACAGAGACUCAGAUCACCGGGAAGACGACCUUCAGUCAAUAAUCCUCGAGCAACGCCGCGAGCUCAUGGCGGCGCAAGCCCUAGACUCCGACCUCGACUUCGCCUUCCAUCUCCAACUCCAAGAAGCCCUCGCCGCCUCUCUCGCCCUCCAACCUUCCACUUCUACUUCCACUUCCUCAAUUCCCGAACCUCACCACACCUCCACCACCACCACCACAGAAAACGGCGGCGUUUCGAGCUUCACUGUUCUCCAAUCCGACGAACUGGAGAAAUUGGUGCAAGAAGUGAAGGACCGGGAAGCGAGCGAGUUGGAGAUGCGGAGAGUGAGGGAAGAUCUCAACCGUUGGAUCCACGACGAGAAAUUCGCGCGCGAGAUACUGAGAAUUCCGGAAGAUGACUGGAACGAGUGGGGCGACAAUUACGAAAAGCCCCUCCCCGGCGAGGGUUGCUCGAAAUCGAAACCAGUGGCGGACAACAACAACGACGCCGUUUUCAGAAUUUACACGAAAGGCUUGGUGAGCGUGGAAGAGAUUAGGGGUGUGAAAACUGCGUUGGCGGGAAUAGGCGUGGCGAUCUGCGAUCCGAAUGAUAAUGUGAUAUUCCAAGUGAGGAAACCACUUGUUGGAAAUGGAAUGAGCAAGAAUGCUGCGGAGGCCAAAGCUUUGAUCGAUGGCUUAAAUGCUGCUAUCGCUUUGGAGUUGAAGCGUGUCACUGUUUAUUUCGACUACAACCCGCUUUACCAAUUUGUUAGUGGAAGAUGGCCACCAAAGCAGCGCAAGAUUGCAGUGCUAGUAAAUCAGGUGACUCUUCUCCGAAAAAAUUUUAUGUAUUUCAACCCCAAGCUUGUGGCACGGAAUGAUGUUAAAUUUGCGUUUAAACUUGCAAAAGAUGCAAUAGUGUCUCAGGUUACCAGACCUGCAGAAUCUAGCCAUGGAAAUAAUCUAAAUGAGGCUUGUGUAAUUUGUUUGGAAGAUGCUGAUGUCAGUCAGAUGUUCUCGGUUGAUGGCUGCCUACACCGGUAUUGCUUUUCUUGUAUGAAACAGCAUGUUGAGGUGAAGCUGCUUCAUGGGAUGGUGCCCAAAUGCCCUCAUGAAGGCUGUAAAUCAGAGCUUGUUGUUGACAGCUGCAGAAAGUUCUUGCCGCCCAAGUCAAUUGAGACCAUGAGCCAACGCAUUAAGGAAGCUUCAAUUCCUGUUGCAGACAAAGUUUAUUGCCCAAAUCCAAGGUGCUCAGAAUUAAUGUCAAAAAGUGACAUUUUGGAAUAUAGCAAAGAUUUUCUGGAUGUUGAACGAUCUGGAGCCAGGAAAUGUGUAAAAUGCCAUGGCCUGUUUUGUAUUGAUUGCAAUGUCUCUUGGCACAGUAACAUGACAUGUUUUACCUUCAAAAGUUUGAAUCCUCAUCCCCCUGCAGAAGAUGUAAAGCUGAAGUCUCUUGCUACAAGGAAUCUUUGGCGCCAGUGUGUUAAAUGCAACCAUAUGAUUGAACUUGCUGAAGGUUGCUACCACAUGACUUGCAGGUGUGGGUAUGAAUUCUGCUACAAUUGUGGAGCUGAGUGGAAGAACAAGAGAGCGAUGUGUUCUUGUCCACUUUGGGAUGAGGAUCACAUUUGGCUUGAACAGGAUAGAGACUUUGAUGAAGACGAUGAGGAUGAAGAUGAAGAUGAUGAGUACUACGACUCUGAUUCUGAUUACUAUUGAACAAAUAUCUUCCCUUCAACCACCCCCCCUCCCCUUUUCCCUCCUCUCUUCUUUUCAACUGCUUGCUCACAAGUCACAAAUUUUUUCAUUUCAUAUUUUAUUAGGGACGAUGAAAGAAAGCAUGAAAAAUGGAUGAGCAAAACAGAAAAGUAAAUUUGAAGGAGACGAUAUUGUAAAAAGCAUUCAUGUUGACUAUUUGACAUAAUUUUGAGAAAGUAUCUUCCGAGCCCACUUUAUGGAGUUGGCCUCUCUCUAGUACGAUUGGCUUGUGAGAGACCCUCUCCAUAGAGUGGACACAUUAUAUAA